CCGGGUAAGAUGGCGGCGGCAGAACAGUGCUUGCUGUCUGCUCAGUGGCGUCCGGUUUCCUUGACACACGUAGAAUACCCUGCAGGAGAUAUUUAUGGGCAGCUGUUAGCCUACCUCAGCUUAGGUCCAGUUUUCAUUCUCAUCAGUUUUCUAACGCUGAUUAUAUUCAAGAGGGAACUUCACACGAUUUCCUUCCUGCUGGGCUUGGUGGUUAAUGAAGGGGUUAACUGGCUAAUAAAGAAUAUUGUCAGAGAGCCACGACCAUGUGAAGGGACCCAUGCAACCGUGACCACAGAAUAUGGUCUCCCUUCCAGCCAUUCCCAGUUCAUGUGGUUUUUCUCAGUCUAUUCAUUCCUCUUCCUGUACUUAAGGAUGCAUCAAACAAACAAUGCCCGUUUCCUGGACCUUCUCUGGCGGCAUGUGCUGUCCCUGUGCCUUCUGACAGCGGCAUUCCUAGUCUCGUAUAGUAGAGUGUAUCUUGUGUAUCACAGCUGGAGUCAGGUGGUCUAUGGUGGUGUGGCGGGGAGCGUCUUGGCCAUUGCCUGGUUUGUUAUUACACAAGAGAUUCUGACACCUCUUUUCCCAAGGAUCGCAGCAUGGCCGAUUUCUGAAUUCUUCCUAAUCCGAGACACCAGUCUGAUCCCCAACAUCUUAUGGUUUGAGUACACAGUCACCCGAGCAGAAGCCAGAAACAGACAACGUAAACUGGGCACCAAACUUCAGUGAGCCGACCUCUGCGAGAGACCGGGAUGGGCGUAAGCAGUUAGGAUCCACUAAAUCAUGGCCGCCGGAAAGGAACCGAAACCAGCGCCACCUACGUUGCAGAGAGGAAACCUUUUAAACUGACGGACCAAAUCGUUAAAAGCGAGACCUUUUGCGGUGACUUUACUUGUCUGUGUUGCGCACAGCUCUUCUGCAUGGCAGCGCGGGGGAUUCCUAUGGCUACACUAUCCAAUGAACCUUCUCCAAAUACUCAACUCAGGAGACAGGCGGCUGUUAUAUCCUUUUUUUUUUUUUCCAUUUUUCUUUUUUAAGGAAUUGCAAAUUCCACCCAAGACUUAUUUUUUUUUUUAAUGCAUGGAAAUCCACUUUUUAUUUAAUUUAACUUUUUUUAAAUUAAAAACAAAAAACUGAAACGGGUCGGGGGCUUAGAAUGGGGAAUAAUUAUGCAUACUCUGCAGCGUUUGGAUGACUUCUGCUGCUUCGGACCCAACCCGCUUGAUAGAAGACAGCGCCAUUUGUUAUGUCUAACACUGCAGAGCUCAUGUGACAAGGGCCUUAGCUUAGUAGCCGCCAAAUAACACUUCCCCCUAGGGGCAUUCGCUAUGCUCUCUGAGGUGCCUAUUGCUGAUUGGUUGAGGGAUUUCAGGCUGAAAGCCAAUCCGGUUGCACUUUGUAGAAGGGUUCACGAGAGAGAGGACUAUGACUUACCCUUUUAACACUAGUGAUUUUCUUUUGUUUUUUUUGAUGUGUGUUCGAAAAAAGGAGAAACUGUAAAACGUCAGGGCUUCUGUUUCAUCACUUCAUAGCAGCUCAAGCACCGUCCGAUAACCAACCAUACUCAAGUCUUGCCUAGGAAUGAAUGGUGAUGUUUCUCUACCCAUCUCUGGUGCUGCCCCCUCAUACAGUCCACUUGGCCAUAUGUAUUCCUUCAUACUUCUGACUCCAUCUUCCAGUGUAUGGAUGUUGCCUGAGGAUGCUGGGAGCUGUAGUUCUAAACUGGCAUUUUGGGGAUUGAAUAUCCCAUAACGUAGCGCAUGAGUUAUUGUUAAACAGACCUGCAUUUAAUUGUCCUUUUCUCCUCACCAAUCAAGUCCAGCAUUGUUGCAGCUGCAUUACCUUUCAAGUCAGUUGUAAAACACAAUAAAAUCUUUUCAGAUGGUU
This is a messenger RNA of Xenopus laevis (African clawed frog), 1884 nucleotides long. It is a transcript of the gene dolpp1.L, whose product is annotated as dolichyldiphosphatase 1 L homeolog. Gene Ontology annotation, biological process: protein N-linked glycosylation; lipid biosynthetic process. NCBI's taxonomy places the organism in Eukaryota, Metazoa, Chordata, Amphibia, Anura, Pipidae. Gene Ontology annotation, cellular component: endoplasmic reticulum membrane. Gene Ontology annotation, molecular function: dolichyldiphosphatase activity. The record is from RefSeq and is marked provisional.